Alternaria rosae is the source of this 2610-nucleotide messenger RNA. RefSeq lists its product as uncharacterized. The record is from RefSeq and is a predicted model, not a curated record. Gene Ontology annotation, biological process: autophagosome assembly. Gene Ontology annotation, cellular component: phagophore assembly site. The transcript has 9 exons. Bases 52 to 2610 code for a protein of 852 amino acids. Lineage: Eukaryota; Fungi; Ascomycota; Dothideomycetes; Pleosporales; Pleosporaceae.
AACCACCCCUUCAUCACUCUACGUCCUUGCAGCUAGACCAGAUCAUCUCUAAUGUCGUCGGUUCAGUUCACAGCUCUGAUACGUCUCCCGUUCAUCCGGGGUGACUUUGAAGAUCCUCCGCAGGCACAAUGGGAUGCUGAAAGAGACCGCCAACUAUGGAAGGUCAUUUCCAAGUCCUCGAAGACCAGUGAUUUGAACUGGGUCGAGUUAGCCGACAAGUUCCAAGUUCCACCAACUUUUCUUCUUCAACAAGCCGCAUGGCUGUACGAGAGACAUCUCGACCACGUUCGCAAUCAGAUGAAGAAGGUCAGCAUCUCUAAUGCUGCUCCAUCAUCUUCGCCGACUGGCGGUAGCACGAUGACUGCUGUUGGUGGUGUUGCUAUGCGAAGGGGUGGCAGUGCCGGAUCUGGAGCUGGGAGGACUACAUCUGCGUUGGCAGGACGCUCGAGGGAUAGUCCGAGUCUGCGUGGCGCAGAGGUAGUGAUACCUGAACCUUCACUCUCAAGGACACCGUCUACCACCACGAUUACUCAAUCCCGGGCCAUUACUCAGGCGCCAGCUCGAACGUUGUCUACACGCUCGACUCAACGACCUCACUUGACAAGCAGAAGGUCCGACGACCGAGCAAAUGCACCAAUCUCACCACCAAGUUAUCGAGAUAACGAAGCAGGCUCUCCAGACAUUCCCGAUUCGUCGUCCUCGAGCUCAUCAUCGCUAUCGGAUACUGAUCAUCCAGCGCAUCGAAGCCAGCUCUUCAAGCGUCCACCGCGUUUUCAGCAGAAGAAACCGCGAGGGCUUUCGACGUUCGAGGAGGGAGACGGAACCCAAGAAGUUGAUGAUUCAGGCUCACAUGAGACAAGUCUACCUUUUGCGACUUCGGCCAGGACGCAACCCAGCAAUAGCAAGUACGCGCAGGACACACGUUUUCGUACCAGUAGCAGGCCCGAGCAGAAGGUUCUGCAACCCAAUCGCGCAAGGAAUGCUCCGCCUGUUAGACAAGCGUCUAUGGACGUGCAGUCGAUAGCGACCACCGAGACAGCAUCGUCAAUGACUAGCUCCGGCGGACCUCCUUCAGCCGCAAAGAGCCCUAUGAGCCCAGCCUCGGACCACCGCGCCGCGCUAGGCCGACUCGGCAGCCCACGACGUGGAGGGCUGCGAUCCAGGAAGGAAGGUAGUGAGGGCACGCCGAGUAUGGGCAGCAGCUUCAGCGACAUUGAUGAUGCAGGUAUCAGUCAGUCGGCCCUAGAGGAAGCGCUGUUGAGCAACAUGCAACAUGGGAGGAUGAGUACACUUAGUCGCAUGUCGAAGUGCUCUUAUUACCUCAUAGAACUAACUGUCAGCGCGAUGGCUUCUCGCUCUUUAAAGCCCAUCGCAAUGCCGCCGCCACCCAUCGUUCUGACAACAGACCACUCCACUACACCUCCAAUAGCCACACGCUACACAUUCGGCCGCAACGACAUAUGCUUCCCCACCGCCUACAAGCAAAUUAAAUCCCUUCUCACCUAUUUACCAUGCCUGCACCACCGCAACCAAUACACCUGGCCCUGCGCCACCUGCGAAACCACCUUCACAACCAAAUACUGGACCUGCGCCGCCACCCUCCUCGACUACUUCGCCGACUUCCACCCCAUCGACACCCCCCUCAUGCAAUCCAUCUGGUUCUACCUACUCGACAUUUGGCAAGAAAGCGCGCACGUUCUCCCUUACGAACUCAUACUUGAAGAAACCAUCCAGCAUAGCGCUGCACUCCCUCACGUAGAGCGCGCCCGCGCGUUUGAAAAAGCAGUCCGAGACGCCAUCACCCUGUUCGAAGUCACGAUCUGGGGCCGGAGACAAGCGUCAGAUUCAGGGGACCAGGUUAUCUAUGAUCCGAGGGGUGAGGCUAUGUGUCCCGUUGGGGAGUACGACACGGGUCCUUGGGUUAGUGGUGUGAAGCCUUGGAAUCAGUUUUUGGGGGAGGGAGGAGUGGGUGUUGCGGCGCCGUGGUCUGCUGCUGCUUCGACUCCAACUUCACAAGAUAACGGGAAUGGAAAUGGGGACGCAGAAGGAGAAGAAGAGAAGAUAACAACACGCUACAUCCCCCACCCCGCCAUCGCCCUAAUAGAAGGCCACACCGCACGCUCGCGCCUCCUCGCCUCCUCCUUCUACACCAAACAAAAACUUACCCCUGCCCAGUACAACGCCACCCUCGCAGCCUACGAAGCACACACCGUCGUCCUUCCUUCCAAGCGUAGCGAGCCCCAUACGUACAUCUCGCGCUUCACGGGCUGUGAAACAACAUACACGUUAUCCAAUGGCGCGCCUCCGAUCAUGCGCUACGAGGGGCUCGGCGACCCCCAAUUGGAACUUGCGGUUCCGGCCGGUGAGUGGAAUUUGAUGGAUGAGUGUGUGGCUAGUUGUAGGGGGGUUACGCCGUAUGUGGGUGUUAGUGGGGGGGAUGAGGAUGAGGAUGAGGAGGACGAGGAUGUGAUGGAUAGUGAGGAUAAGUUAGUACCAUUUAAUUUAUGGACUGUGGUUGAGAAGGGCGUUGGAGGACGGGGACGUGGACGUGAGGAGGUGUUUGACUUGGGGGGCAUGUUUGAGACUUGGUGGGAGGGGGAUGAGGGUUGA